Ictalurus furcatus (blue catfish) is the source of this 950-nucleotide messenger RNA. It is a transcript of the gene cenpp, whose product is annotated as centromere protein P. The record is from RefSeq and is a predicted model, not a curated record. Bases 61 to 912 code for a protein of 283 amino acids. Gene Ontology annotation, biological process: CENP-A containing chromatin assembly. Gene Ontology annotation, cellular component: nucleus; chromosome, centromeric region. Lineage: Eukaryota; Metazoa; Chordata; Actinopteri; Siluriformes; Ictaluridae. The transcript is spliced from 9 exons.
AAUAAUCCAGCACGAAGAGGCGUUCAGUUAGUAAACUAUCCUGCUCGUGCAAAGGAAAACAUGGAGGAAAAAUAUGAAGAAGAGAUACAACGACUCCAGCAGGAGAUUGAGACGUGUGAAGCCGAGAGGGAAGAGUGUUUACGAGCUAUUUCCAGACAACAUGGAGAAACCCUGCAACAUAUCCUAAAGACCAUCUCCGUCCAAAAGGACAGAGAAGACGGAGUGGUAAAUCAAGCUGUUUCAAAGCUCAUGACUGAAAUCAGUGAUCUGGAGAAGGACCACAGAAGACAGACCGAUAUCAGUGGGAUAUCUCUCUCAGAGUGCUUGCUGAAGACACUGGAGAAAAGCAAUACAAGAACCAUACUGCAGUACAGACUUACCGGUCGCUGUUGGCUUCUUUCAUUCCAAGUUGAGUUUGCACUGACUGAGAUUCAGGACGGUGAAACUAUCCUGAAAAAAGUGACUGACUUCAACAUUAUAUCGGAUGGAGCCGAGUUUAAAGACUUGUGUGGAUUUCUGUCAAGUGUAGAAGAGUCAAAGAGCGUUUUCCUGUUCUUCAGAACCCUGAGGUCAUUUUCAGAGAGGUGUAAGCAAAGAACUUGCACAUACCAACACUUUAAGGAGAAAUACCCAGAUGUGGUUCAACUUCCUGAGGGGUGCAGAUCUGAGAUCAUGGUGAUCCAGAGUCCACAACUUCCUGGGUGUACGAUGAGCAUUUUCUGGAACAUAACCGUCAGUAAAGAAGGAACAGUCAAGCCGAAGAUUGACCUACUGAUGAAAAUGCCUGAGCAAGCUCAAAAACUGGAUACGGAAAGCGUGGUGGAGUCGGCACCGGGCUGCUUUCAGAGUCUUCUGACGGCGUUUGGAGUGGAAGCUACGAUCGAAAGUUUAAUACAAUCUGUAUGCUUUUGAACAAAUCAGGCAACACAAAUUCUCCAGGCACAUGUAUA